UGGCUUGAGUGGCCCGGGGUGGGUGACCUGAAGUUGUAGCCUCGCUGCUCUUGAGGCGGAUAAUUAGCCCAAGAAACACUAUAUUCAUGCUUAGGUGGAGAAAAGCAGGGCUAGAAUUGGAAUCCAAAGCCCAGGAUGGCAGGAGAGGAUGUGGGGGCUCCACCCGAUCACCUCUGGGUUCACCAAGAGGGUAUCUACCGCGACGAACACCAGCGCACGUGGGUGGCCGUCCUGGAAGAGGAGACGAGUUUCCUAAGGGCACGAGUUCAGCAAGUUCAGGUUCCUUUAGGUGACGCAGCCAGGCCAAGUCACCUUCUCACCUCCCAGCUACCUCUCAUGUGGCAACUCUACCCCGAGGAGCGCUACAUGGAUAACAACUCUCGCUUGUGGCAGAUCCAGCAUCAUUUAAUGGUCAGGGGAGUACAGGAGCUGUUGCUUAAGCUUUUGCCUGAUGAUUAAUCUGGUGCUGGGAUUCUAGGAAGAUAUGCCCCUCUGUUCUGUUCAGUAUAUGGCAAUCACGUCAUCCACCACUGCAGUGCACCCACCUGUG
Physeter macrocephalus (sperm whale) is the source of this 550-nucleotide messenger RNA. RefSeq names its product mature T cell proliferation 1 (gene MTCP1). NCBI's taxonomy places the organism in Eukaryota, Metazoa, Chordata, Mammalia, Artiodactyla, Physeteridae. Gene Ontology annotation, biological process: positive regulation of peptidyl-serine phosphorylation. Bases 136 to 459 code for a protein of 107 amino acids. The record is from RefSeq and is a predicted model, not a curated record. The transcript is spliced from 5 exons. Gene Ontology annotation, molecular function: protein serine/threonine kinase activator activity.